AUGGCCACCAUGAAUAUAAAAAUGGUCACUUUUACCCUUGUAUAUACUGCUUUGAUAGUUAUCAAACCAGCAUCACAGAAAAUUCUUAAUCACAGCAUAUUUGUUUCACAGCACAAGGCAACAGGAAAUCUUUUGUUUCAACAAGUUUGUAAGAUGCUCAGCCUGUUAGAAGUAGAUUAUUUUGGCUUGGAAUAUGCAGAUUCUAGUGAAACAAAGUAUUGGCUGGACCAUAAUAAACCUAUGUGUCAACAGUUAGGAUUGCCACUUGUUAAUCCUGUAAUGUACUUCCGUGUGAAGUUUUAUACUCCCGAUCCAGCUCACCUGGAAGAAGAAUAUACCAGGUACCUUUUUAGUCUUCAAAUCAAGCAAGACCUUGCUCAAGGAGCUUUACAGUGUAAUGACAACACGGCUGCACUAAUUGCUUCUUAUAUCGUUCAAGCUGAUUGUGGAGAUUACAAUGUAGAGGAAUAUCCUGACCACACAUAUCUAUCUUCCUUCAAGUUUGUACCAUAUCAAAAUGAUGAACUGGAAAGAAAGAUCAUGGAGAACCACAAGAAACAUGUAGGACAAUCACCAAGUGAAGCUGACAUGAACUUGCUGGAGACUGCUCGUCGUUGUGAACACUAUGGAAUCAGACUGACUCCUGCAAAGGACCUUGAUGGUGUACCUCUUAACCUUGCUGUUGCUCAUGCGGGGAUCCUAGUGUAUCAACGUUCAACAAAAAUCACCACUUUCUCUUGGGCAAAAAUACGGAAACUAAGUUUUAAAAGAAGAAAACUGAUGAUCAAAUUACACCCAGAAGAAUCCGGAAUCUACAAAGAUGCAGUGGAGUUUUUCUUUGAGGGAAGAAACAGCUGCAAGAAUUUCUGGAAGAAGGGUGUAGAAAAUCAUGGGUUCUUUCGCUGCUCAGAAGUCCGCAAGUUACCUCGGCAGAGAUCCCGUAUCUUAAGUAGAGGAUCGUCUUUUAGGUAUAGUGGCCGAACCCAGAAACAGAUUACUGAAUUUGUACAGGAAAAUUUUGUUAAACGUCGUCCUUUUCAGAGAUCCUCUAGCCUCCGGACGCCAAGCACAUCUCAUGGAAGUGUUGGGAGUUCUGUUUCUGAACAGCCACUCCUUUCUGUUUCCAGCAACCAAUCCUAUGGCUCUGUGGUUCUGGAUGAUAGCGGUCCAGUCUUCACUGCAUCAGAAUCGAAACCUACUUCUGAUUCUCGGCCAAGUUUAUCAAGAAUAACCCAGAAGCCUAACCAAAUGGCCAUCAAUGGAACAUUGCAUAGUAAAGAAGAGGAGAAGCCAUUUAGGCAGAUGGGUUUCUCUUCAAGUUUGAGGUCCUCAGACUUGGAGUAUGACAAGGUGGACUUGUACAGUCCUGAUGCUUUUGGCCAUGAUGCUGAUGAUAACCUAUCACACGAUUCCUAUCACUUAGAUGAAUAUGUUAUGAAUAAAGACAUGAGUGUGGAACACAUGUAUAAAGAUAAUGACGUGUUCAAUUCAGAGGAAAAUAAAGUUAAAAGUAAUAUUGAGUAUAGUUCAGAUAACAAGGUGGGAGGGAAAGCAGCAGUACCACAAAAUAAUGGAGAGAAUGAAAUAGGGAAUAUAUUCCCAGGUAAUGAUGAAAAUGUUUAUAGAGGAAAAGAUAGUAACAGGAGAAAUAAUAAUAAUAUUGAGAUACCUUACUUACAACACAGGCAACACUUACCUGCAGAGAAUACACAACAUAAAGUUAAAGAACCUCAACAAUCACACUUGAAAGUUAAAAAAGAACAUGCUAACAUACAGUAUGAGAGUCCUAAGCUCUAUACACAUGCUCAUAAAUCAAGCUCUUCCAGCAGUAAUGAUAGUGAUGACUCUCCUAGGUCUGUUGAUGUUGUGUGUAUUAACCAGCUUCCAGCUGUAGGAAAUUUUUCAUCUCAAGAUGAUUCAGUUGAUGGGGAACUAUUUGGACAUAUGCUGAAAAACGUGAAAAAUAAACCUAACUCAAGUGACUCUAUAGAGGCAAACAGAGAGGAAAUAGAUGUGCAUUUAAAGACCAAGAAUGAAAACAUCAGUACAGUAAAUGAGACACCUUAUCAUGAAAAUAUCAAGAAGACUGUUUUAAUUGAUAGUGAUCUUAUGUCAUAUCACCUAGAUAGGAACUCCUGGAAAGAACCAGAUUUAUCUGUAGAGAGCUUAAAAAACAAUGCUUCAGAAAUUGAAGUACUCACAGCAAAUGUUAAGAGUUCUACAUCCCCAGUUGGAACUUUUGAUGCAAAGUUUUAUAAGAACCAAUUGAAUCCUACUGAAGAUUUCUUGAAAGAUGAAGCUUAUAAAUCAUCAAAGACUGAGAAAGAUACUUUUUCAUUUGAGCUUGAACACAGCACAGAAAGUACAGAAAUGCCUGCAAAAAGUCUCUCUGAUCAGGAAGAUAUGUUAUCUGAUGCUCCAACUCAGAGCAUUGAAAGUAUGUCAACAAUCAUAGAAGUUAUACAGCCAGAAUUUGAUAAGAAUGCUAGAAUAUUGGAGGAGGCAGAAACUGGUUCAUAUAGAAAAGAUGAUAAUGAACUUUGCAUAAAAGAUGACUAUAACGAAGCAGAUACAUCAAGUCAAGAUGAUGAAAGUACAAGUGAUACCUCUUCUACAGGAGAAGCAGUACAGUCAAUACAUAGUAGUUGCUCUGAAAAAUUACAUCAGUUAAGUGACUCUCGUUUUCAAGAAAUUAAUCUUUUCUUUUCUCAAGAGGACCUUAAUUUUGAAGAUGGAGACAGUAAAUCUGAAGACCAUUAUGUUGAAUCUGUUUCUUUGGAAAUAACUCAGCAUCCAAAGGAAUUGGUGCAACCACAUACUUUCUACACACAUGAUAACUACAAGUUUUCUUGCACAAGUAGUGCAGAAAGUAGUUCAGUUGAAACAGAUAUCCCUGUUGAAAACACAAGUCUCCAUGAAGGUAUGGACAUUUUAGAGGAUAUUGCAGGAAGAACAGAAAUAAUUUCGGAUGAGAUAGCACAAAAUGCUGAUGAUCUUUACUCCUGUAGCUCUCCCCAUUCAGAAAAAAGUGCACAUACUACACCCAGACAUCGCACAUGCUUACAAUUAGAAGUAUCCAAUGGAAGAAUUAGUGAGUUUUCAGCUUGUUCUGAAGGAAGAGUCAGUCAAGGGUCAAGUUGAAUGAGGAAUCAAGUUGUGUGAUACUAUAGUAUUUUGGAAAACAAAAAUGAUACAAAAGUAUUGCACAAUUUAACAGCAAUGCUAAGAGAUUUUGAUAAGUUUUUUAUGAUCACAAGGUAUGAUGAAUAGUAAUAUAUUAUAGGCAUUUUUUGUUUUGUGUACUGUGUUCUUCUUCCUUUGAAAAAAUUCCUUCUUAUUAAAGUACAAAGGUGUUUAUUUCUGUUAAAUUUGGAUGGUCUGGAUCACAGAAUAGUUCUCUUGUACUUAAGAAAAGAUGCUUUUUACAGAUUAUAAUAUGUAGAAAUUCAUUUAUAAUGCAUACAAACUUGUAAUCAUUGUAUCAGAUAAACUUGAUCAGACAUCACACAAAAAUUAAAGACUUGUUUGAAAUUGCAUAAUUACUCACUUUAUUGAAGUAGUAAUACAGCUUCGUUUAAUGAUUCAUAGGUUAUUGUACUUGAUUUUACACAUUUACUUUGAUUAUUCUUUUUAGCACUAAUAUCAUAAAACUUUGAACACCAAAAAUGUGAUUGUGAAUUAGCAAGACAACAUUUUAGUAUUUUUGUUAUUUGUUUUUUUUGUAUGUGACAAAUACUAAAGUGUCCACUUGUUAGAUUAUGACACAAUAAGUAUGUUAGUUAAUGUAAGAAUUUAGUAUAUUAAAAUUAUCAGUUGAGGUUCCUUUUCAGUUAAGUAUUUUAGUAUCAAACUAGGUUGAUAAUAU
This is a messenger RNA of Limulus polyphemus (Atlantic horseshoe crab), 3865 nucleotides long. Its product is annotated as band 4.1-like protein 4A. Bases 1 to 3141 code for a protein of 1046 amino acids. The transcript is spliced from 10 exons. Lineage: Eukaryota; Metazoa; Arthropoda; Merostomata; Xiphosura; Limulidae. Gene Ontology annotation, molecular function: guanyl-nucleotide exchange factor activity. Gene Ontology annotation, cellular component: cytoskeleton. The record is from RefSeq and is a predicted model, not a curated record.